Molecule: messenger RNA, 633 nt
Organism: Spodoptera littoralis (African cotton leafworm)
Lineage: Eukaryota; Metazoa; Arthropoda; Insecta; Lepidoptera; Noctuidae
Source: the annotation of a GenBank genome assembly
AUGAUAUCAGUUUUACUGUGGACUUUGUGUUUGCAUGUUUAUAAUGUACAAAGGGUAGAAACAGUUAGGAUAUUCAAAAAUUUAAUAGCAACUGAACAGAAAUCGUAUACAAGAUUCCAAGCAACUGUUGCUUCUAAGACUUGCAUGCUGAUACCUGACAAUGGUCCAUGUCGUAGCAGAAUAAAGAUGUGGUAUUUCAAUCCUGAUGCGAAAGAGUGUUCAGAGUUCGAAUGGGGAGGCUGUCAAGGAAAUGGUAACAGGUUCGAAACGAAGGAAGAAUGUUGGAAUUUUUGCAUGAGUAAGCCUGGAAAACGUCGUCCAAGAUAUUGCAGCCUGGCUUUUGAUUAUGGUUUCUGUUUUGGAGCAUCAGAGAGGUUCUAUUACGAUUCUAGAUGGAAAGUCUGUAAGUCUGGCCUCUAUUCUGGUUGUGGUGGAAAUAAGAAUAACUUCUACAGUAGGGAACAGUGUGACCAAAUAUGUCGCUACGGGAAUAUGGCAGCGAUUCAGAAAACAUCAACAACUGGUGGUGGUAAGAAGGUUAUCAUCAUAAAUCCAGUGAUUACGAAUCCACCACGAAGCGCCCAACAAACUGAUGUCAAUGCAACUACGGUAGAAUCAAAAAAUACUGUAUAG